CUAUGAACAUGAAUAUAAUAGAGCCUCGUUUUAUUUAGGAUUGUAACUGGGACAAAGAAAUUACUGGAUCGUACACAGCUCAGUAGCAUUAACGGUAAGACUUUCUACAUUCUAUAGAAUACCUACCCUCGUUCUAUUUCAUGGUCAUCUUUGGAUGGGUGUGAUUAGUGCCAUGAUUUAAUGAUCUUAUAGAUCAGAAAACAUACAACUUAACGAUGCAAUUAAUGUUCAACAGAGAAUGUAUGCACGUUGCAAAUUAAACCGCUGGGAUCAGGAAAUAUAACUCGUGAAAUAUUAUAAAAAAUGAGUUGUGACAGUGACUGCAGUAAUUCUCUAGUGACCUUUACAGACAGCGGGUCUAAUGACCAACACUAAAGAGAGAAAAAAUAUAUAACUUGUGUUCUGACAUAUUGGGCAAUUUAGAAGGAAUAACAGAAUUUGGGAUAAAGGAGAAUCAAACACAUUUGUAAACUGACCUGGAGCUGGGCACAGAUAAACCACAUCAUGUGAUCUCCUUAACUUUGACAGCUAACACAUUACUGAAUACAGUCAGUCACCACCACGGUGAUGCCAAUCACAUGCUAACAGCCCCUCUUGUGCGGGGUCUACUUUUAAUGGCUGCAAAAUACGCCGGGCAUUUUUAGAAGACAUACACUAUAAUUGGCUGCGUUGACGAGUUAAACAAGGGAACUGUAUCCAUUUAAAUUUCACGGAUUUUCAUCAACAAAAAAGGGGGGACCACUACAGGAAGAGAUUUAAUCAUCUUUGUAAACAGCAAAGAGUAACAGGUAAAAGAAUAAAUUAUAUAAUAUAUAUAUAGUUCUUUUGUGACUUAAACACUUUUCUAAAUGAAGCAUAUUGGAAGCUUAUUUGCAAGAUCAGCCGUGGGCUAAACUUUUAAAAAGUACAGCAAUAAUCAGACAUAGCAAGAAAUGUCUUUGCUUUAUAAAUUUGCCUUAAAAUUACAUCUGUUUUUUUUGGGGUUUUUUAAACUCCAUUGUGCCCACUUAUUGGUAAUUGUUCUCUGCAGAAUUUAUCUACAAUUCACAUUACAUUUGUUUUACUAACAAAAAUCUUGUUUUGCAACAAAAAUACACAUGUGAUUAGCAAACAUAGCAUACUGAGAUGUAACUAUAUAUACUGAUCGUGCAGGCCUACAGAGCGUUGAAUUAUAAACAAUCAAGAGUUUCAUUUACUAAACUGAAGGCAAAAUAGUAUAACUGGAAAAUGUCAUAACUAUUAAAUUUGCCAGCAUGACAAGUUUAAAUUUUGCAAUUUAGUGGUUUAUGGGGGUUUUUUUAUGCACAGAAUAAAGACAUUUCCAUUAAUGCUAUAUAAUGCUUUUAAAAAUUCUUCGUCGUUUACUUUUUAGACAGCAAACUCUGCAGUUUAUUUAUUCUUGUCAAAGACCUUGUUUGCUUGUUUUUUUCCGUACGAACACUGAAUCGCAGCUAAGCCAAUAAUGCCAUUCUUUGGGUGGAUGAAAUGGACAAAAAGUGAAUCUGACAAGUCUACACAAUAUUCUGGGUCAGACAUCGUUACGAAGACUUUAUUAAGAGAAUUGCAAUGGCACCUGGGUGAGCGUGAACGCUUGCUGCAUGAAAUUGAAAAUGAACAGAAGGUCCAAAAACCAGGAGUGGAUUACAACUGGAUAAGGAACGACCACAGCUUAAAGCCAAGUAUUCCCGUCACCGAACAAAAGCAGCUGGAGGUUUUGUGUUCUCAGAUCCAGCCAUGUCACACAGGAAUAGUGCUAAGCAGGUAAGAAAUUUUUUUUAACUAGAUUUUAAAAUGUUGUUGCAUAAAAUAUAUAUAUAUAUAUAUUUUUUUUUUUUUUUAAACUGCCUGUGUGAUCUGCCUAGGUUAGCAGAUUUUAAAAUAUUAAAUGUGUGUUAGAAUUUUAUAUUUCUUGAAAAUAAAUAUAUAUAUAUAUAUAUAUAUAUAUAUAUAUAUAUAUAUAUAUAAAAAAAACAAGCCUAAUAGUAGCAGCAUUUUUAGAGAUGAAUAAUGUACAAUCACAUUUCUACUAUUUACUCAUUGAGAAAAAAAAAAAAAAACAUUUGCACAUGAAUAGGUUUUACAGAAUUCUUCAUUAUAUAAAAUAUUGCCUUUUAAUGCCUUUACAAGCUUUACCCUAUAAAUAUUCACUUGGGGUCUUUCUUUAACUCACAGCAAACAUCAAACGUGACGUUUUCACAGGCUGAUACGAUCAAUAUAAUUUACAGCUAAAUAAAACAAUGAAAGGGAUUGUAUAUUUUAAUGUGUGUUUAGAUGACCCCGUGUUGGGCAACUAAUGUAGAAUUCUGAAACAAUAAGGAAAAAAAAGUCCGGAUUCUUUAAACAUAAAAAUAUUAUCCGGUAGCCAAGGGUUUUGAAAUCAAAUACAUGGGCACCUGGUCUAACUAGAUGCCAUCGUGACAAUGCCUAAGAAAUCUGUCAAGCUCUGAAAGGGUAGAUAUAUUUUACAUAGCUAGCAUACUUACUUAGCAUGCCUAGUUUGGACCAAAUGAGUAACUUCUAAGCUAAUUAACACCAAAGAGCUUACAUACAUCUGUUACUUCCAUGUUUUUAAUGGAUGGUUUUCUUUUAAAUCUGAUAUAUACUAAAUGUUAGAAGGAUGUACAUUGUGAACAAACCGAGCAAAGCCUGUUUACAAAAGAUAGAGAUUUAUUUAUUUGACCUCAGGCAAGUGAGAGAACCCAAUGGCUGUAUUUUUUAAAUUUUAUGGCCAGAAAAUAGCUACUUAUACAUAGUUCUAAAUGAUAUAUAUGUAAUAAGAAGCAAUCUGAAACAGACACCAUUAUAAACAAAAAUUGGUGUUUCAAAUGUUUUGGUUUUACAGUAAAUAGCAAUAAAAAAAAAGUCUAACAAAUUUCCUUAAUAUAAUUUGUAGAUUUCGUGAAGUUCUGGCAGAAAACGAUGUGCUACCUUGGGAGAUAGUGUACAUAUUUAAGCAAGUUUUAAAGGAUUUCCUGAAUUCUCUAGAAAAAGAAAGUCAACAGGUGAAGCUCAUGGAUAUGUGGAACGCCAACUGUACCGUCAACUUUAUGAUACCAAGCGACAGCCCAUCUAAUUCACACAAGGAAGAAAUCCCCACAGUUUCAAGCUAUGUUGACAGAAACACUCAGAGUUUAUUCCCAAGUUUCUCCCAUCGAAUAUGGAAUCUGCCAUACUAGCAUCCUUCAACAUAAAAAACAAAAUAAUUCAGAAAAGAUUCCCCCCUACUUCCUUUGAAAACUAGAUCUUAAACAAAGUUCCUAUGCAUUGUUUAUAUGUAAAUAUACAAACCUAAAAAGCAAUAUUCUUUGUAGACAAGUAUUGUAGCUAUUUUUACAUAACAAGUUGAGAAAUAAAAACAAAGUAGGCUUGGCAUUGUCCUGCAUAGAACAUAUUUUUUGUAUGUGAAACGUAUGUAGAUUACAUAUGGAUGCAUAUAGUAAGUCUAGUUCUUUUAUAUGCAAUAAGCGGUCUCUGUUUUUUAUACAAAUAGCAAAGAAAUUGUUUGGCAUUAGAUAAGAGAGUAACGGAAAUUAACAGGGCUUUUUUUAUAUACUAAAAUUGGGUUAAAACACUGUUUUUGUGCACCUGUCAUGAACACACACUUAAAACAUAAGACUUUUUUUUUUUUUAAACCGAGAUGCUGUCAUAUCAUCAUUAUGCGGUAAGUAUUUCCGGAUACAUGUUCUGUCCCUUGCUUUCUGGGAUCAAACUUAAAGGGAUCCUAUAGUGCCAGGAAAACAAACCUGUUUUCCUGGCACAAUAGGCUUCUGGAGUGCCCCCUUCCCUCGGGGCCUCCCUCCAGCGGGGCUGAGGGGGUUACAACCCCUUCAGCCACUUAUCUGACUCGAGCACCGAUAUCCCUCGGCGCCAGGUCAAGCUCCGCCCACACUCCUCCCCCGGAAUGGCCGCGUGCACAUUAGAACUCCCCAUAGGGAGGCAUUAUUUGAUGCUUUCAUAUGGGGAAAUUCUGACGCUGGAGGUCCUCGUGGAGAGCGUGAGGACAUCCAGCAUCAGAUAACAGACCAAAAGUCUGUUUGGAUUCCGGAAGCCCUCUAGUGGCUGUCUAUUAGACCGCCACAGAGGGCAGACUUAAAGCUGCAAUGUAAACAUUCUCUGGAACUGCAAUGUUUAACAUUGCAGCACUAAGUGCAAAAGGGUCACAGCACACAGACUACUUCAAUUAGCUAAAGUGGUCUAGGUGCCUACAGUGUCCCUUUAAAUGCUCUGUAGCCAAAGCAGAUUAAUGCACAAUAAUAAUAGUGGACUGGAAGAUAACUGUGUAAAAAUCUAAAUGUAAAGUAAACAUUAGUCAUUACAGGGACACUAUAGUCACCAAAGCAACUUCAGCUUAAUGAACCAGUUUUUGUGUAUAGAUCAUCCCUCUUAAAUUUUACUGCUCAAUACUCUGCCAUUUAGGAGUUAAAUCACGUUUGUUUCUGUUUAUGCAGCUCUAGCCACACCUUCCCUGGCUGUGACUGACCGCCUGAAUGACAACAAAAUGGUUUCAUUUUCUAUCAGAUGUUACUUUGAAUGGGUUUAUAUCCUGCUCUGUGAUUCAAACUUUAAUUACAUACAGAAGGUUUGUGCAGGAUCUAGAAAACUAUUAACAGAGCAAGAGACAAGAAAUUCUAUUUUAAAUAGAAUUUGCUAUAAAGGAAGUGUAAACAUUAGGUGACUCUUUACAGGAAGUGUUUUGGAAGGCUGUGUAAGUCACAUACAGGGAGGUGUGGCCAGUGCUGCAUAAACCUAGUGAUUUUACUCUUAAAUGGCAGAGAAUUGAGCAGUGAGACUGCAGGGGCAUGAUCUAUACACCCAAACUGCUUCAUUAAGCUAAAGAUUGUUGGUGACUAUAGUGUCCUUUUAAGCUAAAUUAUUUUCAGCCUGAAAUUACCUUUGUUACAUUUUUAGAUCACCCACUUUCAAAGACUAAAGCACAGUUAAAUAAAUAAAGUAAUGAAAUCAGGAAUCAUUAUGUAUUUAUGCCCAUUAUUAGUCACAUAGUACAGUACUAAAGUGAUCUAACUUCAGGGUUAGCAGUUAUAUUCUGAGAAAUGUCAUCUCACACAUUUCUCCUCCUGAGUUUAAAAAAAAUUAAACCACCGAGUUUGGAAACUAAUGGUAAGUAAAAAGCUCCUUCCUGGCUUAUCAUUGUACACAACUUAUAUAUAUAUAUAUAUAUAUAUAUAUAUUUAUUUAUUUUUUUAUUUUUUUAUUUAUUUUUUUUGGUAAACGAAAUCAUCAGUACACUGUGCACUAUGACUGCUAGGAAACAAAGGUUUUCUCAAAAGGAACACUCCCUGCGUCAUAAACAGAAACCUUUCUUUGUAACACUGUAAAAUGCAAUUUAGAUAAUAGUGCACCCUCAUAGUUUCCUAAAAAAAUUAGGCAACUUGCCUAUAAUAUGGCAGCAGGAGGGACCUCACCACAGCUGGUCUCUGCCUCCGGGAGAUCAUGACUUCUGAUAUUUCCCAGCCAAGCCAAUAUUUCUCAGAGGAGCAUUGGGACGUGAGCCGAAUUAAAGUCGAAUGCUGUGCUUGCUAUGCUUCUCUAUGAAUAGCCCUCAUUCCCGCACCCUCUCUGCUGUUUGAAUGAUAGUCAGGAUGGGUGCAACCCAGACACUUUAUGAAAAGCGUCAAUUUCUCCUAAAAUCUGUGUUUUUAAAAAAUAAAAUAAAA
Pelobates cultripes (western spadefoot toad) is the source of this 5675-nucleotide messenger RNA. NCBI's taxonomy places the organism in Eukaryota, Metazoa, Chordata, Amphibia, Anura, Pelobatidae. The record is from the annotation of a GenBank genome assembly.